GACUACAGGGAAAUUUUACUCGAGAUGGGAAAGGGGUGUAAAGUCGUGGUGUGUGGCCAUGCAGCUGUAGGAAAAACUGCCAUUGUGGAACAGCUGCUGUACGGAAACCACAGAGUAGGUUCCGAGUCCAGUGAGACCCUGGAGGACGUGUACGUGGCCUCUGUGGAAACUGACCGAGGCCUGAAAGAGCAGCUGAGACUCUAUGACACCAAAGGCCUUCAUGAAGGACAAGACCUCCCCAAGCACUACUACUCUGUGGCAGACGGCUUUGUCCUGGUUUACAGUGUGGACAGCUUGGAGUCCUUCAAGAGAGUGGAUGUUCUCAAGAAGGAAAUAGACAAGUCCAGGGACAAGAAGGAGGUAACUGUCAUAGUGCUGGGGAACAAAAGCGACCUGCAGGAGUGUCGUCAGGUGGACCAGGAGGUGGCGCAGCAGUGGGCCCGGGGAGAGAAGGUGAAGCUGUGGGAGGUGAGCGUUGCAGAACGCAGCUCGCUCAUUGAACCUUUCACUCAUCUGACCAGCCGCCUCACGCAGCCCCAAAGCAAGUCGUCUUUCCCUCUGCCUGGACGCAAAAGCAAAGGAACGACAUCCAAUGACAUGUGA
Molecule: messenger RNA, 603 nt
Organism: Nematolebias whitei (Rio pearlfish)
Lineage: Eukaryota; Metazoa; Chordata; Actinopteri; Cyprinodontiformes; Rivulidae
Gene: nkiras1
Product: NFKB inhibitor interacting Ras-like 1
Exons: 4
Coding region: 25-603 (192 amino acids)
Biological process (GO): canonical NF-kappaB signal transduction
Molecular function (GO): GTPase activity; GTP binding
Source: RefSeq, a predicted model, not a curated record